AGAAAAGAAACAUGCAUGCAUCCACGAUGAGAACAGGGUAUGUAUCGGAGGCCGCCACUCCAAUCCUCCGCUUUCACCAUCACCGCCGCCCCCAAAUCCGAUCGGUCAGAGUCUGCAUGGAGCCACGGACGAAUGUGCGACCACGCAAUCCCACACGGGGAUCAGACGAAUACCCGAAAAUGGUGCAAGUCUGAGAGCGACCGUAUCUGUGGCCUUGGGGUUGGCGACUGGGGUCGUUGAUGUCUGUCCAUGGUAGUAGUAAUUUGGAACCUUUCUACGCAAUUGUGUAUAUGCAUGAUGAUGGCGACAAUGAUAAUUAUGAAAGAGGCUCGAAGUCGACAGCAAAGAGAUGGCGGAUAUGCAUGCAUUCGCCUGAUCACCUUCGCUGCCCAACCAAAGAAAGCACCCUUGUUCAUCGGCUGCUGACGCCCGGCAAUCCCCGCCCGUGGUUCCUUUCUUCCUUCGUGCAGCUAUACUCUCCCUGCCCAGGUGUGUUCCCAUCUCGCCGAACGGCCUGGUGCAUGCGGUUUCUCUCCUCUCCUAUCCAGGUACUGUACAGUACAGUACAGUACCUCGCCAGUGCUCGCUCGGCCGUCCGGCCCUUUCGUUCCCAGCCUGAUCGCAUUUCGGGGAGACGAGAAAGUCCACGCCGGCCGCACAUCGGGCCUGUUGCAAAUAUAGCGCAAGUGCGCAACUACAUUAUAGAACCAUUGACAGGUUGCGAGAGCUUUUGAUUAAAACGCUGAUCGAACCGGAGCGAAGCCGUGGACGCCUACCAUCGUCGGAGCUAAGUAGUGGAGAAGUUCACGCUGAACAACGAAAGCCC
Dissoconium aciculare CBS 342.82 is the source of this 826-nucleotide messenger RNA. RefSeq lists its product as uncharacterized. NCBI's taxonomy places the organism in Eukaryota, Fungi, Ascomycota, Dothideomycetes, Mycosphaerellales, Dissoconiaceae. The record is from RefSeq and is a predicted model, not a curated record. The transcript has a single exon. Bases 240 to 734 code for a protein of 164 amino acids.